AGUCUUCUCGCGUCCGAUCCAGUCUCCUUCCGCCGUGCUACGACGUGUCCUCGACAUUGAUCACAAGGUUUUUUAAAGAAACCGACAUGUUUGAUCCUCAAGAGCGGAUCUAUGAGCGUACCGUGUUAGAAUUUCCCAACUGCUUAUCCCAUAAACUCCGGCGAUGAAAUGGAGCGUACCUCUCGAUUUUUUGAAGGAAAAUGGCGUCCGAUACGUCACAUUUGACUCUUUGGUGAUUGAAUUGCAUUGUCAAAUCCCACAGAAGAUACAGCUUGAGGAGGAGUUUUAUGAGAGAGAAUAACGUACAUUUGAUUGGGACCUUGGUUUCGAUAUGAGAAACUGCUGGAGUGAAAAGGACACAGCGGAGCGACGCAACGGAGUCACUCCUCACGUGACAACGACAUUCCCAGCGUCACUGCGGAGACACCACAGAGCAUCACUUGACCGAACUAUAUUUACUCUCUCUACAUGUACAGCACUUCGCACGUUCUUUUGGUGACAACAUCAGGAUCAUCGUGUGGUGACUUGGCGAGUGCGAGAUAGGCCUCGAAAUUCCCUGAGCGGCAAGCCACUGACCUCGACAAUGCUUUUGUUAAGGACGAGGGCUAAGGACCAGUUGAGCUGUCAAACAGAAAUUUGUGCCAUUUCGAUUCUUUUCAGAAUCUUGUGUCAAGCAACGUGUACAACAUUCUUCUAUCUGGCUGACACCUCUUGUAUUCAAAUAUUGUCUAUCUCUCCACCAUCUGUCAGGUCUUUGGAAGAUUAGUCUAAUUGAAGGUUGUACAUAGUAAAAGCUGCUACUGUGCAUGACUGUUGUGGAAUAUAAGCAGUGGUCU
This is a messenger RNA of Marchantia polymorpha subsp. ruderalis, 836 nucleotides long. The record is from the annotation of a GenBank genome assembly. Lineage: Eukaryota; Viridiplantae; Streptophyta; Marchantiopsida; Marchantiales; Marchantiaceae.